CAGACCGAGGGAGGAGAGCAGAGGCAGGAGGUAAGGGCACAGACGCUCAGCAGCCGCUGUGGCAGAAUGUCCCUGUCAGUCCUCCGCUGCCGGAGUUAGGAAAACCUUCACCGGCCGCUAAAACCCACAAAACUCUGCGGCCCAAGCAUGCGACAUGACGGGAAUUUUUAUGCCGGCGGUUCACUCGUGCCUUCGGAAAGCUCACAUGUUUCUGCGCGGUGUCGACGAGGUAGCAAUGUUUAGCAGCGGAGCAGCGACAGAGCCCCGCGGAGUUUGGAUCUGCGCUCCCAAGCUUGUUAUAUGAAAGCCUUACAAUUUGUUGACUUAACGAGACGCGGCGCCAAGUAGAAACCCUCGGAUGUAGCCUCCACGGGUAGCAGACAAAAACGAAACCCUGAAGCUGCCGGCCGGUAUCUUCCUCUGGUGAACAUCCUCCACCUCUUCCUCCUCCCCCGGCGAGUGUUUCGGGGAGUCAUAGGCGGCGGGGAUGCAGGUGAAGAAGCACCGGGACCCGGGGAGCAGCAGUGGCGGCGACAUGCUGGAAAGCGACACUCUCCGCAAAAACUCAUCAUGUUUCUCCAAUAUCAAGAUUUUCCUGAUAUCGGAGUGUGCUCUCAUGUUGGCACAGGGCACAGUGGGAGCGUACCUGGUGAGUGUGCUGACUACCUUGGAACGACGGUUCAAUCUGCAAAGCGCCGACGUUGGAGUGAUAGCCAGCAGCUUCGAAAUCGGGAAUUUGGCACUGAUUCUGUUUGUAAGCUAUUUUGGGGCCAAAGCACACCGGCCCCGUCUGAUUGGCUGCGGGGGCAUAGUAAUGGCCUUGGGAGCUCUCCUCUCAGCUCUUCCUGAAUUCUUGACCAAACAGUAUGAGAUAGAAAAAAUUCACAGGACCAACUUGGGUCGGGAUGUUUGUUCCAAUGCUAGCUCUGGUGAGUCUCAAGAUGAGAUUCUCUGCGCCAACAAGGCCAACACCAACAUGAUGUACCUGCUGCUCAUCGGGGCCCAGGUCCUGCUGGGGAUUGGGGCCACUCCGGUACAGCCCCUUGGAGUUUCCUACAUUGAUGAUCACGUGAAGAAGAAAGAUUCCUCACUCUAUAUAGGAAUCCUCUUCUCUACGCUGGUGUUCGGACCCGCCUGUGGCUUCAUCCUCGGAUCCGUCUGCACUAAAUUCUAUGUGGACUUCCUCUUCAUAGACACCAGUAAGCUGGGCAUCACUCCAGAUGACCCGCGGUGGAUCGGGGCCUGGUGGGGAGGCUUCCUGCUGUGCGGUGCCUUAUUGUUCUUCUCGGCUAUCCUGAUGUUCGGCUUUCCUCACUCACUGCCAACGAGGGAGAGAGACGAGGGAGCUGAGAGCGAACAGGUUAUGCUGCCUCCUUCUCUCAGCCAAGAGUAUGAGACUCCGAAGCCCAGCAACGGAGUAGUGCUCAGCCAUGAGCCUGCCAACAGCCCCACCUGCUGUCAGCAGCUGAGAGUGAUCCCUAAGGUGACAAAGCACCUGCUGUCAAACCCCGUCUUCACCUGCAUCAUCCUCGCUGCCUGCAUGGAGAUAGCAGUUGUGGCCGGCUUCGCAGCCUUUCUGGGAAAAUACCUUGAGCAGCAGUUCAACCUCACCACCACCUCCGCAAACCAGCUGCUAGGCAUGACGGCCAUUCCAUGUGCCUGUCUGGGAAUCUUCAUGGGCGGCCUGCUGGUGAAGAAGCUGAACCUCUCAGCGCUGGGAGCCAUCCGCAUGGCCAUGCUGGUCAACCUGAUCUCCACUGCUUGCUAUGUCUCCUUCCUGUUUCUGGGCUGCGAAACGGGCCCCGUCGCUGGAGUCACUGUACCAUACGGCAACGAGACACUAAAUGUGGGUGAGAAACCGGAGGCUCAGUGCAUCAGCCACUGCAGCUGCUUCACCUCUUCCAUCAGCCCCGUGUGCGGCUCCAAUGAGGUUACCUAUCUGUCUGCCUGCUUCGCCGGCUGCACCCGGACAGGAGCGUAUCAGUCCGCAACAAAUAUUUCGCAGAGCCUGACUGGCUGCACCUGUAUAUCUUCCAAAAAUGGCCCUGGCACUGCUACUCCCGGGAAAUGUCCAUUGCCAGGUUGCCAAGAGGUUUUCCUCAUCUUCCUGUGUGUGAUAUGUGUCUGCAGCCUUGUGGGAGCCAUGGCCCAGACUCCCUCUGUCAUCGUGCUGAUCAGGACCGUGAGUCCUGAACUGAAAUCAUACGCUCUAGGAGUGUUGUUCCUUUUGUUACGACUCCUCGGAUUCAUCCCGCCUCCUCUGAUCUUCGGUGCCGGGAUCGACUCCACCUGCCUCUUCUGGAGCUCUAACUGUGGCGACAAAGGGGCCUGCCUUCUUUACCACAACGUGCAGUACAGGUACCUCUAUGUGAGCCUGGCCAUCUUCCUCAAGGGUGUGGCCUUCUUGCUCUACACCACCACGUGGUACUGCCUGCGGAGGAACUACAAGAAAUACAUCAAAGGAAACGAGGGCGGCCUAACGGCGACCGAGUUUUACCCGUCCCUCGGCGACGGGCCCAAACCCGUGGACAGGACAAAGUUUAUAUACAACCUGGAGGACCACGAGUUUUGUGAAAAUAUGGAGUCUGUUUUGUAAGAAUUUUUCUUCGCCUGUUGAAAUGAUAAAAGGCCAUACAGGCCUGAGGUGCACUCCAUGAGUUUUUCCAGAGGGUCCAUUCUAGUUCUUUGAAACCAUGAGGUGUUGUCAGUGAAUUCCUGAAGACGACUCCACAGCCCUCGCUGGGUCAGUCCUGGUUGUUUACUAGUGCACGGCUAUAGUUGCCAUAUUGUUUAGGUCUUUCAUGACCAAACUAAUCUGUGUGGGUAAAUGACAGGCUUCCUUCAGUCAGCACAGUGUCCUGUCUGUUACUCUAAAAAAAAAAAAUAAAUAAGAUUUUUAAGUUAAAAAAAAUGUUUUCUUCAGAUGUUUAAAAGUUGCCAAGUGUUUACAAACUAAUAGCUGAUGAGUCACUGUACUUUACUUCAGAACAGGAGAGUCCAGAUGCACCUGAGCCAGACUGGACCGGGUUAUUUUAGUGGCCUGAUAGAAGUUUGGUUUCCGUUUUUCUUGCUGGAUCAAUAAAAUAAACUGUUUUUAUUACUUGGACUAGACUGUAAAGCCUUGCCACAUAGGUGCAAUUCAGAUCCAAUUUAUUCAUGUUCUUAACUUUAGCCUUUUUUUUAGGACUGCAGGGGUUUUUUUCACUGUAGCAGUUUGUUUCACAUCAAUUUGCAGAGUGUAUUCAGCCUAAUUUGUCUUAAAAGGGAUUCAACAUAUAGGAAUAUAUACAUAUUAAUAAAUAUAUAUUGUUUUCUGCACCCAGUGGAGAUGCAGAGAAGAAAAUCUAUAGUAAUUAUUUUUUGUGUUUCAGAAUUUGUAUUAAGAUUAGAAAUCAUAUGAUUGGUUCAUUAGGCCCAGGAUGUUUUAUUAGUUCAUAUGUGAGCUAAGAGCUAAUAAUUACAUUUUUGUGAUGCGUCUGUCUUAUGUCACAAAUGAUUUCUGAAUAUUUAUAUUGAGGAUUAAAGUGUAGUUCGCUAUUGUGAACAAAAAG
Messenger RNA from Gambusia affinis (western mosquitofish), 3551 nucleotides. RefSeq names its product solute carrier organic anion transporter family member 3A1a (gene slco3a1a). The record is from RefSeq and is a predicted model, not a curated record. Bases 488 to 2596 code for a protein of 702 amino acids. The transcript has 10 exons. Gene Ontology annotation, molecular function: protein binding. Gene Ontology annotation, cellular component: membrane. Gene Ontology annotation, biological process: transmembrane transport; prostaglandin transport; sodium-independent organic anion transport. Lineage: Eukaryota; Metazoa; Chordata; Actinopteri; Cyprinodontiformes; Poeciliidae.